Messenger RNA from Bipolaris zeicola 26-R-13, 636 nucleotides. RefSeq lists its product as uncharacterized. The coding region runs from base 1 to 636 and encodes 211 amino acids. The record is from RefSeq and is a predicted model, not a curated record. The transcript has 2 exons. Lineage: Eukaryota; Fungi; Ascomycota; Dothideomycetes; Pleosporales; Pleosporaceae.
AUGAGUAACCCGCUCGAGGACUAUCUAGCUGCACUGGACGCGCGUGAUGCCAGGGAGAAGGCGCACGAGGCCUAUGUCAACGCCUAUACAAAACUUGCCGAUGGCACAGCAAGCCUGGCGCCUCCAGCAGCUCCCGUCGAAGAACCUUUAUCUGCCAGCGCCUCUCUCAAGGCUUUGACGAACAGAGGCAAAGGCAAAGCGAAAGGCUCCGCUACAACAGAUCCCGCACCGUCUUCUACAGUUGCGCAACUCCGCGCCGAACUUGCAGCCACUCAGCGUACCCGCGGUGACCUCGAAGCACGACUCAGUGCCACUUCUGCUGAACUCUCCGCCCUCAAAACCACAGAGACGGAACAGAGACGGCGGAUAGAACAUCUAGAAAAGACGCGCAUGGCAUUGGAAAGGCGGGCCAGGGACACGGCUGAGGAACUCAAGGGUAAAGGAAGACUUGUAGAGGACGUACACGACGAAAUGGUGGCGCUCAACUUGCAGCUGAAUAUGGCAGAGCAGGAGAAGGAGAAACUGCGCAAGGAGAAUGAUGAAUUGACCAAGAGGUGGGUCAAGAAGAUGGAAGAAGAAGCGAAGAAGAUGAACGAGCGGUCCGGGUGGGGAGAUCAGUCGCGGAGGAUCAAGUAG